UUGGCCAUCACCUCACCCCUGCCCUACAACGACUAAUAUGGACCUCUCCUUUAUGUACCGCUGGUUCAAGAACUGCAACCUGGUGCGAAACCUCUCAGAGAAGUAUGUCUUCAUCACUGGCUGUGACUCGGGCUUUGGGAACCUGCUGGCCCGGCAGCUGGUUGAUCGGGACAUGCGGGUCUUGGCUGCUUGCCUCACUGAGGAGGGAGCCCAGAAGCUUCUGAAGGAUACCUCCUGCCGUCUGCAGACCACUGUACUGGAUGUCACCAAGUCCGAAAGCAUCCGGGCGGCAGCCCAGUGGGUGAGGGACCAAGUGGGCGAGCAAGGUCUCUGGGCCCUAGUGAACAACGCUGGAGUGGGCCUGCCCAGUGGUCCCAAUGAAUGGCUGACCAAGGAGGACUAUGUGAAGGUCAUCAAUGUGAACCUAGUGGGACUGAUUGAUGUGACCCUCCACAUGUUGCCCAUGGUCAAGAAAGCCCGGGGCAGAGUCAUCAACAUGUCCAGCUCUGGUGGUCGCGUAGCUAUCGUCGGUGGUGGCUACUGUGUCUCCAAGUUUGGUGUUGAGGCCUUCUCUGACAGCAUCAGGCGCGAGCUCCACUAUUUUGGGGUAAAAGUCAGCAUCAUUGAGCCGGGAAACUACCGGACAUCCAUUCUGGGCAACAAGGGCAUAGAGUCUCACCUGCAAAAGUUGUGGGAGCGGCUGCCUCAGGAGACCCGGGAUAGCUACGGAGACGAGUACUUCCGCAUCUAUACUCAAAAGACUAAAAACACGAUGCAGUUGGCCAGUCCAAAGAUCAGUGAUGUCACCAACAGCAUGGAGCACGCCGUUGUGUCCAGGAGCCCCCGCGUCCGAUACAAUCCUGGCCUAGAUGCCAAACUCCUCUACCUCCCGCUGGCUAAAUUGCCCACCCCUGUGACAGAUUUUAUCCUGAGCCGGUACCUUCCAAGGCCAGCGGACAGUGUCUGAACCAGCAAGGCUCCAGGGUGGUCAGUGGAGUGCAGAGGAGGGGGUGGGAAAAGGGACUGUGGG
Molecule: messenger RNA, 1030 nt
Organism: Trichechus manatus latirostris (Florida manatee)
Lineage: Eukaryota; Metazoa; Chordata; Mammalia; Sirenia; Trichechidae
Gene: SDR9C7
Product: short chain dehydrogenase/reductase family 9C member 7
Exons: 4
Coding region: 38-967 (309 amino acids)
Biological process (GO): retinol metabolic process; steroid metabolic process
Cellular component (GO): intracellular membrane-bounded organelle
Molecular function (GO): all-trans-retinol dehydrogenase (NAD+) activity
Source: RefSeq, a predicted model, not a curated record